AUACGGUAUAGUUCAUAUCUCAUUAAUAUAUAAUUGGUUUUCUAGAUUACUAUAUAUACAAUAAAGAUAAUUGGCGAUAAAUUAGUGCCAAUUAAGAUUGAAUACGAUGAAAAUCGCGGCAAGUGUUAUAUUUUUUGUGAUAUGCGCAAUAUUUUAUAUUGACGCUAGUCCAAAUAAACGCAUCAGUGACCUUUUCGAACUAUCUGUAGUACAUUUCAACGAUUUUCAUGCCAGGUUCGAUCCAAUAAAUUUAGGCGGAAAUACUUGCAAAACUGGGGAAGAAUGUAUUGGGGGAUUUUCCAGACUUUACAAGGAAAUUAUGAAUUUACUGAAUGAAAAACCAAAAGCUCUAUUAUUGAAUGGUGGUGACAAUUUUCAAGGAACACUUUGGUAUACAAUAGGCAAAUGGAACGUCACUCAGGAAUUUAUAAACAAAUUACCAAUAGAUGCUGAAGUCCUCGGAAAUCACGAAUUUGAUGAUGGAAUCGAUGGUAUUGUGCCAUAUAUUAAAGCUUUAAAACAUCCCAUAAUUGUUUCAAAUAUCGACGAUAGUUUAGAGCCCAGUAUUCAAGGUACUUACAAGAAAAGUGUUGUCAUUGAAAGAAAUGGCAAAAAAAUUGGUAUUGUAGGAGUUUUAACUGCAGAUUGUGCGAACCUUUCCAGCACUGGAAAACUUGUAUUUCAUGAUGAAUCUGCAAGUGUGAAUGCUGAAGCUGACCGACUUGUAAAAGAAGAAAACGUCUACACUGUUAUAGUUCUAUCUCAUUCUGGAUACGAUGUUGACAAAAAAAUAGCACAAAAUGCAUCCGAAAAAAUAAGUUUGAUUGUUGGAGCACAUUCGCAUUCCUUCUUGUGGACUGGAGAUAAUCCACCUGGGCCAGAUCCAGUCCAAGGACCAUAUCCAACUAUUAUAGAAAGUAAAAAUGGACAUAAUGUUUUGGUAACUCAAGCAUCUUGCUAUACAAAAUUUGUUGGAAAUAUCACUGUAUAUUUAGACGAAUCUGGAGAAGUUGUUGAAUGGUCUGGUGCCCCAAUUUAUUUAGACAGCUCGUCACCACAAGACGAAGAAAUUAAUGAACAGAUGAAACCAUGGAAAGAUAAAGUAGACGGGGAAGGGAAUAGAGUUAUUGGCUCCAGUUUGGUCACUCUAUCCAAAAAACAUUGCUACGUUCGGGAAUGUGCCUUAGGAAACUUUGUAACCGACGCAAUGGUCUAUGAGUACACUAAAUCAGUUCCUGAAGGAUCAUGGACCAAUGUAGCUCUUGCUAUAACAAAUGCCGGCAGUCUCAGGGCAGAUAUAUCUGCGGGAAAUAUUACAUUCAGUGACCUAAUGACAGCACAGCCUUUCGGAAAUACCAUUGACUACGGUAGUAUCCAAGGAAAAUACUUGAAAGAAAUGUUCGAACACGGUGCAAAUGCAGUUUCUUAUACUGGAAGUACCACAGCUUCCCUCAAUCUCCUGCAACAUUCAGGUUUUAUAGUUGAAAUAGAUACAGAUAAACCUGCAGGUCAAAGAGUGGUAUCACUUAAAGUUCGAUGCCAGAAUUGUACUGUACCUGUAUACAACGAUAUUGAGAUGGAAAGAUACUACAAACUAUCUGUAAACUCUUUCUUAGCCUCCGGUGGUGAUGGAUAUAGUAUGAUAGCUGAGAAUAUGAUUAAUAAGCACGUGGGGCGUCAUGACUUUGAUAUUAUGAUGGAAUAUCUAGAUCAUCGAUCUCCAGUUUUCCAAGAAGAAGGAAAAAGAUCGACGGUUUUCAACGAAACAACUUUAUUCCAAAUUUCCAGAUAAAUAUAAAUAACAAAAUUUGUCGCUAAAUAAGCAAAUAAAGUACAAAGAAAAAAUAUAUUUUUGAUUUUUUCU
Diorhabda sublineata is the source of this 1864-nucleotide messenger RNA. RefSeq names its product apyrase-like. The record is from RefSeq and is a predicted model, not a curated record. Gene Ontology annotation, cellular component: plasma membrane. Gene Ontology annotation, biological process: AMP catabolic process. The coding region runs from base 107 to 1792 and encodes 561 amino acids. Lineage: Eukaryota; Metazoa; Arthropoda; Insecta; Coleoptera; Chrysomelidae. The transcript has 9 exons. Gene Ontology annotation, molecular function: 5'-nucleotidase activity.